ACUGCGAGUUUCCGGUCUGGGCUUUGGCGGGUCUGGUUUGAAGCUCUCCUGUUUGACGAAAGUAUGUCUCAGGAAGGUGCGGUCCCAGCUAGCGCGGUUCCCCUGGAAGAAUUAAGUAGCUGGCCAGAGGAGCUAUGCCGCCGGGAACUGCCGUCCGUCCUGCCCCGACUCCUCUCAUUGUCUCAACAUUCUGACAGUUGGAUUGAGCAUAUUCAAAUUUUGAAAAUUAUUGUAGAAAUGUUUUUACCUCAUAUGAACCACCUGACAUUGGAACAGACUUUCUUUUCACAAGUGUUACCAAAGACUGUGAAAUUAUUCGAUGACAUGAUGUAUGAAUUAACCAGUCAAGCCAGAGGACUGUCAAGCCAAAAUUUGGAAAUCCAGACCACUCUAAGGAAUAUUUUACAAACAAUGGUGCAGCUCUUAGGAGCUCUCACAGGAUGUGUUCAGCAUAUCUGUGCCACACAGGAAUCCAUCAUUUUGGAAAAUAUUCAGAGUCUCCCCUCCUCAGUCCUUCAUAUAAUUAAAAGCACAUUUGUGCAUUGUAAGAAUAGUGAAUCUGUGUAUUCUGGGUGUUUACACCUAGUUUCAGACCUUCUCCAGGCUCUUUUCAAGGAGGCCUAUUCUCUUCAAAAGCAGUUAAUGGAACUGCUGGACAUGGUUUGCAUGGACCCUUUAGUAGAUGACAAUGAUGAUAUUUUGAAUAUGGUAAUAGUUAUUCAUUCUUUAUUGGAUAUCUGCUCUGUUAUUUCCAGUAUGGACCAUGCAUUUCAUGCCAAUACUUGGAAGUUUAUAAUUAAGCAGAGCCUUAAGCACCAGUCCAUAAUAAAAAGCCAGUUGAAACACAAAGAUAUAAUUACUAGCUUGUGUGAAGACAUUCUUUUCUCCUUCCAUUCUUGUUUACAGUUAGCUGAGCAGAUGACACAGUCAGAUGCACAGGAUAAUGCUGACUACAGAUUAUUUCAGAAAACACUCAAAUUGUGUCGUUUUUUUGCCAACUCCCUUUUGCACUACGCUAAGGAAUUUCUUCCUUUCCUCUCUGAUUCUUGCUGUACUUUGCACCAACUGUAUCUUCAGAUACACAGCAAGUUUCCUCCAAGCCUUUAUGCUACCAGGAUUUCUAAAGCACACCAAGAGGAAAUAGCAGGUGCUUUCCUAGUGACACUGGAUCCACUUAUCAGUCAGCUGCUCACAUUUCAGCCUUUCAUGCAGGUGGUUUUGGACAGUAAAUUAGACCUGCCAUGUGAACUGCAGUUUCCACAAUGUCUUCUUCUGGUUGUUGUCAUGGAUAAGCUGCCAUCUCAGCCUAAGGAAGUGCAAACCCUGUGGUGCACAGACAGCCAGGUCUCAGAAACGACAACCAGGAUAUCUCUACUCAAAGCCGUUUUCUACAGUUUUGAGCAGUGUUCUGGUGAACUCUCUCUACCUGUUCAUUUACAGGGAUUAAAGAGUAAGGGGAAAGCUGAGGUGGCUGUCACCUUGUAUCAGCAUGUUUGUGUUCAUCUGUGUACAUUUAUUACUUCCUUUCAUCCCUCACUGUUUGCUGAACUGGAUGCUGCUCUGCUGAAUGCUGUACUUAGUGCUAAUAUGAUCACCUCUUUGUUAGCUAUGGAUGCAUGGUGCUUCCUUGCUCGAUAUGGGACUGCUGAACUGUGUGCACACCAUGUCACCAUAGUGGCUCAUCUGAUAAAGUCAUGCCCUGGAGAAUGUUAUCAACUCAUCAACCUAUCAAUACUGUUGAAGCGUCUCUUUUUCUUCAUGGCACCACCCCAUCAGCUGGAGUUUAUCCAGAAAUUUUCCCCAAAAGAAGCAGAAAAUCUGCCUCUGUGGCAACAUAUUUCCUUCCAGGCGUUACCUCCUGAGCUUAGGGAACAAACUGUCCAUGAGGUCACCACAGUAGGCACUGCAGAAUGCAGGAAAUGGCUGAGCAGGAGUCGUACUUUGGGAGAACUAGAAUCUCUGAACACAGUACUGUCUGCUUUGCUUGCAGUAUGUAAUUCUGCUGGUGAAGCUUUGGAUACAGGAAAACAAACUGCAAUUAUCGAAGUUGUGAGUCAGCUUUGGGCUUUUUUAAACAUUAAACAGGUAGCAGAUCAACCUUAUGUUCAACAGACAUUCAGCCUUUUACUUCCACUGUUGGGAUUUUUCAUUCAAACUCUAGAUCCUAAACUGAUACUUCAGGCAGUAACUUUGCAGACCUCGCUACUUAAAUUAGAGCUUCCUGACUAUGUUCGUUUGGCAAUGUUGGAUUUUGUAUCUUCUUUAGGAAAACUUUUUAUACCUGAAGCUAUCCAGGACAGAAUUCUGCCCAACCUGUCCUGUAUGUUUGCCUUACUGCUAGCUGACAGGAGUUGGCUGCUAGAACAACAUACCUUGGAGGCGUUUACUCAGUUCGCUGAGGGAACAAAUCAUGAAGAGAUAGUUCCACAGUGUCUCAGUUCUGAAGAAACUAAGAACAAAGUUGUAUCCUUUCUGGAGAAGACUGGGUUUGUAGAUGAAACUGAAGCUGCCAAAGUGGAACGUGUGAAACAGGAAAAAGGUAUUUUCUGGGAACCCUUUGCUAAUGUGACUGUAGAAGAAGCAAAGAGGUCAUCUUUACAGGUAUGGGCUGAUUUCAAUAGGGGCCAAACUUUAACAAGGCAAAUUCUGCCCUUUUUACUUACUGACGAAACAAACCAGUGUGGUUUCCAGCCUUAUGCUGAAUUUCAAAUCAAAUAGAUCUAGACAUGUAAAAUUCUGUUUUAUGGUAGUUGCUUUUAAAAUUAAGAAGUGGGACUACACCAUAUCAAAUAUAUUCUUUCAGUAUGUUUGAAUUAUUGGUAGUAACCUUUAAGGGAAGUUACAUAUUGUACCAGUGAUGCUAUAAAUGCAGUCUUUACUGAACCACAGAAGAAAAUGAAAGAAACUUACUCCUAAAUGUUUAGUUUGAUUCCUUGCCUUAUUAAUCAAAUGAGUCUCCUAAUAAUUUUUGGCAGUAACUGAAGAUCACAUCUACUUAUUAAAAGGCAGAAUUUGACACCAAUAAGGAUAUUCAAAAUAUUGUUUUGAGCACUAUUAGUAUAGUAAUUAGUAUAGUAGUAAUUCAUGAAGAACAACAUUCUGAUAAGUUUUAGUCAAACUCUCAUAAAAAGAAAAUACAUUUAUGAACUUGUUUAUAAGACAUGUAAGCUUGGACUAUGCAGCACUUCUCAUUGGGAGCCCUUUGGGACAGGAUACUUGUUGUAUACCACAUACAAACUAAGACACUGGUAGUAGCACUCUGAAUUGCUAUGAUAAACCAAAAUGCCUUUACAUAUUUUUCUAGAUGACUGUGUAGGGGUUUUGGGGUGCAUCCUCCUACCCUUGUGAUCCAAUGACUAGAAUAAAAUUUGCAUGUAAGCUUUACUCCAGUCCAAAAGGAAGGUUCUUUAUAUUUAGAAUGGAUAUUGUGAUAUUACUUAUGUUUUUUUUCCAGCCUUAUGCAAAAAGAGCUCGUCAGGAGUUCCCCUGGGAAGAAGAGUACAGGUCAGCGCUGCAUACAAUAGCAGGGGCUUUGGAAGCAACUGAGUCACUACUCCAAAAGGGUCCUGCUCCAGCCUGGCUUUCAAUGGAAAUGGAGGCGCUCCAAGAAAGGAUGGAUAAGCUAAAACGUUACAUACAUACUCUAGGGUGAAACUUAUCACUAGGCAGAACUGGGUUUGAUGCUUUGUCAACUGAAAAUACUUAUGUCUGUACAUUUUCUAACAGAUAUAAAACAAAUUUUGUAAAGUUGAAUCUAGUGAAAAUAAUCUUUAUUUGACAUUUAGAGAACAGGAUUGUGGGGAAUAUUCUUAUUAAGAACUUUGGUACAAUGUACUACAUGUGGAACAGUCAGGAACUGCCUAGGUCCACAAAGAACCAUUUACUCAGAUAGUCUAACUGUAAACAAAUAAAUAAGCUGCCUAAGGAAACCUCAGCAAUUUAAAAUCAUUUAUAUAAUUUAUAGCUAAAAUUUUUUAAAGUUGUAUUUCAUAAUAGAGCUUACUCUUAUGUUAAAGAAUGGCACAAAAUUAAGCUAACCAGCUUGAAUUACAUUUUCUUUACUUCCAGAAUUGUCCUGGAAAAAGCAGUAAAUUCGACCUCUCCUCAGCUACUUGCUCUUCAUAGAAACUGGCCUCAGUCAAAUGCACAAAGGCUCUUCCUCCUGGAAACCAGUACUGUGAGCCUCACCACCCAGGGCUUUUAGCCAGCACUCACAGUCAGUCUCCUACUUCAGUUGGCACAGACUGGAUAAUGAGCUCCUGGGAUGGGAAAAGCAGGCCACUUUGGGGUUUUCUUGUCCCAAAGCCUGCUUUUGAGGUAUUGAUUUUUUUUAAAAAAAGGGAAUCCUUUUUCCUAAAGUUUAACUCACAUCUAUUGUCACCAGUUAUUAUCUUCCCAGUUCAGCUCCCCUUCUUCUUCCCAGCCUUCAGCCUCUCCCUGCAACAAAAUAAAGCACACCAAGAACCCACUGAAACAAAUCAUAUGCAAAAAUCAUACGCAAAUUUGAAAAAGCAGGAAUUUAAAAUUUAUCUUUUGAUGCCAGAAACACUACCUCGUACUAAGUAAAAUAACUUAGAGCUCUAACAGAAAGUUGAAAAGUAGGAUUACAAAACCAUGGCACUGGAAAAUAGCUUUUCAAAAACCAUAAAAUCCAGUAAAAAUCAGUGUGGAUGACACCAAAUCCUUAUUUUAAUCCCUUUUUUUUCUUUUUCAAAUAAAAAGGUUACAAUAGCUCAUUAAACAAA
Messenger RNA from Homo sapiens (human), 4745 nucleotides. RefSeq names its product FIGNL1 interacting regulator of recombination and mitosis (gene FIRRM). The record is from RefSeq and is marked validated. The coding region runs from base 64 to 2718 and encodes 884 amino acids. Gene Ontology annotation, biological process: DNA recombinase disassembly; negative regulation of double-strand break repair via homologous recombination; double-strand break repair involved in meiotic recombination. The transcript has 23 exons. Gene Ontology annotation, cellular component: midbody; nucleus; spindle. Lineage: Eukaryota; Metazoa; Chordata; Mammalia; Primates; Hominidae.